Messenger RNA from Penicillium cataractarum, 222 nucleotides. RefSeq lists its product as uncharacterized. NCBI's taxonomy places the organism in Eukaryota, Fungi, Ascomycota, Eurotiomycetes, Eurotiales, Aspergillaceae. The transcript has a single exon. Bases 1 to 222 code for a protein of 73 amino acids. The record is from RefSeq and is a predicted model, not a curated record.
AUGCGGUCAAGAAAGCAGGUCAAUAAGACGAGAGAUGAGCGCCAGGGCAACGGUCAUCAUGCGGCCGUGUACCACGUGGGAUUGGAAGAUGCAACGUCCCGCGACGGACUCUGCAGCUUGGUAUGUCUUAUCGGCGGUGAGGAUGAGUCUGGCGGAUUGGGAGGGCCCAAUAAGAGCUUGGGUAUGUCGGGUAGGAAGGUCCUGCCCGGUGCAGGGGCUUAG